Messenger RNA from Carica papaya (papaya), 4408 nucleotides. Lineage: Eukaryota; Viridiplantae; Streptophyta; Magnoliopsida; Brassicales; Caricaceae. The record is from RefSeq and is a predicted model, not a curated record.
UUUGCCGUCUCUCUCUUUGCAUCUUUCUCUUCGAUUUCUCCCUCUCCCUCUCCCUCUCAUUCUCAAUUUGCUCGAUUUUCUCUCUCUAAAUUUUCCACUUAUUUUCUCUCUCUAGAUCGAAAAGCGGCUACUGUUAAUCAAUCGCCUCUCUCAAUUGAUCGCUCUCUAUGUUGAUGGAUCUGGGUUUUGAUUAGAUCGGACAAGUCUAUUUUCCGUCAAAACCCUAGAAUCGGGGGAUUCGAUUGGCUUGGCGGAUAAACUAGGGUUUUCGUUGGGGAAAUGAUGAUAGAUAGGGUUUUGUCUGGAUCUAGGUUUUGAAACCGGUCAGAAUUUUCGUGAAAGACAGGUUUUCGGAGGAAGGACAAGGAAUAAGGAGGAGGGGAUUGAUGGUACUCGAAGGGGAAAAUGCAAGGAGGCUAUGCAUGGGAGGGUAUGUGAGGAUAGGAAAAGGGUUCGGCACAUGUGGACAGCUCCCUCGCGUGUCACUGCGAGUGUGAACGCUGAUGUUUCUUCGUCUUCGUCAUCUUCAUCCAAUUCUUUUUGCAAGGACGGACGCAAAAUCAGUGUUGGUGAUUGUGCUCUUUUCAAACCACCGCAAGAUUCCCCACCUUUCAUUGGACUAAUCCGUUGGGUGACUGCUGGUAAAGAAAAUAAGUUAAGAUUGGGUGUGAAUUGGCUUUAUCGUCCUGCUGAAGUAAAGCUUGGCAAAGGCAUCCUUUUGGACGCCGCGCCGAACGAGAUUUUCUAUUCCUUUCAUAAGGAUGAGAUUCCUGCUGCAUCCUUACUCCACCCGUGUAAAGUUGCCUUCCUUCCUAAAGGUGUUGAACUUCCAUCAGGGAUUUGCUCUUUUGUGUGUCGGCGAGUUUAUGACAUCACAAACAAGUGUUUAUGGUGGCUAACUGAUCAAGAUUAUAUUGAUGAGCGACAGGAAGAAGUAGAUUUGCUGUUAUAUAAUACGCGUUUAGAAAUGCAUGCGACAUUGCAACCAGGUGGCCGUUCUCCAAAGCCAAUGAAUGGUCCUACACCACAGUUAAAACCCAGUUCAGAUAGUGUACAGAACAGCGCCUCGAUUCCUUCCCAGGUUAAGGGAAAGAAGAGGGAACGUGUGGAUCAGGGUUCUGAGCCUGUUAAGCGAGAGCGUUCUAUGAAAAUGGAAGAUGGGGAUUCUGGUUAUGGUAGAUCUGAAAGUUUUUUAAAAUCUGAGAUUGCAAAAAUUACAGAAAAAGGGGGUCUUGUAGAUUCUGAAGGUGUGGAAAAAUUGGUGCAGCUAAUGUUGCCUGAGAGAAAUGAUAAGAAAAUAGACUUGGGUGGUCGGUCUGUUCUUGCUGGUGUUGUUGCAGCCACAGAUAAAUUUGAUUGUCUUAGCCGGUUUGUUCAGCUCAGGGGUUUACCUGUGUUUGAUGAAUGGCUCCAAGAAGUCCACAAAGGGAAGAUUGGGGAUGGUUAUAGUCCCAAGGAUGGUGAUAAAUCUGUUGAGGAGUUUCUCUUGAUUUUACUUCGUGCACUUGAUAAAUUGCCUGUAAAUCUUCAUGCUCUUCAGAUGUGUAACAUAGGCAAGUCUGUGAAUCAUUUGCGUUCUCACAAGAACUUGGAAAUUCAGAAGAAAGCGAGGAGUUUAGUUGACACAUGGAAGAAACGUGUAGAAGCCGAAAUGGAUGCAAAGUCAGGGUCCAAUCAGGGAGUCUCCUGGCCAGCAAGACCUCGGCUUCCUGAAACCUCACAUGGUGGGAACAGACACUCAGGUGGAUCAUCAGAUGUUGCUAUGAAGAGCUCAGUAACACAGGUUUCUACGUCUAAAGCUGCUCCAGUUAAGCUUGUCCAGGGGGAAACACUUUAAAGUCUGCAUCUCUUCUCCAGGAUCUAUGAAAUCAACCCCUCGCCUGCAUCAGCUAGCACAAGCUUAAAAGAUGGACAACCAAGAAAUACUGCUGUUGGCGGUGCAUCUGAUCUCCCUCUAUCAGCAGCAAGGGAUGAAAAAAGCAGUAGUUCUAGUCAAUCCCACAACAAUAGUCAGUCUUGUUCAAGCGACCAUGCUAAAACUGGGGGGUUUUCUGUGAAGGAAGAUGCGAGGAGCUCCACUGCUGGUUCGAUGACCGUGAAUAAGAAUUCAGGUAGUUCUUCACGACACCGGAAAGCAAUGAAUGGCUUCCCAGGAUCAGCUCUAUCUGGGGCUAGGGAAACAGGGUCAAGCAAGAGCUCUUCGAUGCAAAGGAAUACUGCUCCAGAGAAAUUAUCACAGUCCACUUUGACAUGUGAAAAACUUGUUGAUGUGUCCAUGGGCGAGGGGAAUAGUCACAAGUUGAUCUCAUCUGCUGCUAAUCAUAAAACUGAGCAUGUGGCGGAGAAUUUGGACAGUAACGAGGUUAAUGAGCAAUGUCGUGAUGGACCAUCCCCUCCAAAGGUAUCAUCUCCAUAUCUGGUGCAAGAAACAGAAUCACGUGCGAAGCCUAGAGGAUCAAAGUUGACCAGUAAUGAGGCAGAUGAAGCAGAGGAAUGCACAUCUACUACCAGGGAUACAUCUUCUGUCUCUGCUGCAGGGGGUUCAGAUAUGGAUGCAAAAGUGGAGUUUGACUUGAAUGAAGGCUUUAAUGCCGAUGAUGGAAGAUGUGGAGAUUCAAAUCACUUAACAGCACCUGGAUCUUCAGCACCAGUUCAGUUGAUUAGCCCACUUCCUUUUCCUGUUUCUUCUUUAUCUAGUGGUCUUCCUGCUUCAAUAACAGUGGCUGCUCCUGCAAAGGGUCCCUUUGUACCACCAGAAGACCUCUUGAGAACUAAAGGGGCACUUGGUUGGAAGGGAUCAGCAGCCACUAGUGCAUUUCGGCCUGCUGAACCUAGGAGGGUAAUGGAGAUGCCACUAGGUGCAAUUAACAUCUCUCCUCCUGAUGCUACUACCAGCAAGCAGAAUCGCCUACUUUUGGAUAUUGACUUAAAUGUACCACAAGAAAGAGUCCUGGAGGAUUUGGCUUCUCAAAGUUCUGCACAGGUUCCAAGUUCCGUCAGUGACUGUAACCGUGAUUCAUCAUGCGAUGAGAUUCUGGGCUCGCCUUGUGUACGCUCCUCUGGGGGACUUGAUCUUGAUCUGAACAGAGUUGAUGAGCCUGCUGAUAUAGGUCAUCCAAACAACAAUCACAGGUUAAAUGCUUCAUUUCAGCCUGUGAAGUCAUCAUCAGAUGAUCGCCUUAAUGAUGAGGUUACUGUCAGGAGAGACUUUGAUUUGAAUAAUGGACCUUCUGCUGAUGAAGUGAGUGCCGAACCAUCAACAAUAUUUAGCCAGCAUGCUAGAAGCAGUGUGCCUUCUCAGCCUACUGUUUCUGGGCUUCGUGUGAGCAGUAAUGACAUGGGAAGCUUCUCAUCAUGGUUUCCUGUGGGGAAUGCCUACUCAGCAAUCACCAUUCCAUCUAUUUUGCCUGAUAGAGGAGAGCAGCCUUUUCCAAUUGUUGCAAGUGGUGGACCACAGAGAAUGCUGGGUCCCAAUACUGGUGCCACUCCAUUUAGUCCUGAUGUCUAUAGAGGACCAGUGUUGUCAUCUUCCCCAGCAGUGCCCUUCCCAUCUACUCCAUUUCAAUAUCCUGUCUUUCCUUUUGGGACAAGCUUUCCUCUUCCCUCAACAACUUUUUCUGGUGGUUCUACAACAUAUGUAGAUUCUCCCUCUGGUGGGAGGCUUUGUUUCCCUGCGGUUCAUUCACAGUUAUUAGGGCCAGCUAGUGCAGUCCCAUCUAAUUAUCCAAGGCCUUAUGUUGUUAGCCUUCCAGAUGGUAGCAGUAAUGGCGGCACAGAGAACAGUAGGAAAUGGCUUAGGCAGGGUCUGGACUUAAAUGCAGGGCCUGGAGGUCCAGAGAUGGAAGUAAGAGAUGAGAAUUCUCUUGCCUCGAGGCAAUUGUCGGCCAGUUCACAGGCGCUAGCUGAGGAGCAAGCAAGGAUGUAUCAGGUUGCAGGUGGAGUCCUAAAGAGGAAGGAACCGGAGGGAGGGUGGGAUGGAUACAAGCAGUCAUCAUGGCAAUAGGGGUGCCUAAAUGUCAUAAUCCAGUGACCAUGAAAGCUUAUUUGAGGAUGGGCAUUGAUUGAACUCACAGAGGUCAUAACUAACUUGCGAUCUAUCAUAGGGUGUGGAUGGUAAGUUGCUUGGCCAACUGUAAUCGUCAAAAAGGAUCUGUGCAGGGUCUUCGAGCUCUUUGUUUCCUUGAAUUUGUUCUGGUGACUGCGAUUAGUUUCCCCCUUUGUAGAUAUUUUAACUGUUGGAAAGCAUGCGCUGUCUUGUCCAGACAUUUGGAAUUGGUGCCCAUACUGGUUUAGUGCAUCAAGAGUAUAUUCAAUUGGACCCAAAAUGAUCGUUUCUACAUUUCAGUCACUCUGAUAAUGAAAGGUUGAAUAGGUGAACUGCUCUUAGCAGAAGCACUUUUGUUUGUGC